AUGGAGAAACGACUAAGAAGCUUUAGAAAUCUUGAUACAGAUUUACAGAUCAAUGAAGAGAAGGCAACUGAGCUACUUGGCGCUCAAGCCCACAUAUGGAACAACAUUUUCAACUUCAUAAACUCCAUGUCUCUAAAAUGUGCUGUUCAAUUGGGCAUACCAGAUACCAUCCAUAAACAUGGCAAACCCAUGACUCUUUCCAAACUAAUAGGCGCAUUGCCAGUCCACCAAAACAAAGCACCUUACGUCUACCGCCUUAUGCGCAUCUUAGUCCACUCGGGCUUCUUUUCUCUCCAAACAAUUGGAGAAAGUGAUCACCAAGAAGAGGAGGGUUAUGUUCUUACUGAUGCUUCCAAAUUGCUUGUUGGGGAUAAUCCCUUAAGUGUCGCACCUUUCUUGCUGGCUAUGCUUGAUCCUGUCUUGACCAAACCGUGGGAUUUUCUGAGCACUUGGUUCCAAAAUGAUGACCCGACGGCAUUUGACACCGUGAACGGGUUGCCCUUUUGGAAGUACGGGGGCCAGGAGCCAAAGAUGGCAAACUUCUUCAAUGAUGCCAUGGCUAGUGAUGCUAGGUUGGUCAUCAGUGUCGUGAUCGAAAACUGUAAGUGGGUGUUCGAUGAACUGGAGUCCUUUGUAGACGUGGGAGGAGGAACGGGUACGGUGGCCAAGGCCAUUGCAGCAACAUUUCCAAAAAUGGAGUGCACUGUCUUUGAUUUACCACAUGUUGUUGGAGAUUUACAAGGGAAAGACAACUUGAAAUUUGUUGGCGGGGACAUGUUUCAACAAGUUCCUCCUGCAGAUGCCAUUUUGCUCAAGUGGAUAUUGCAUGAUUGGAGUGACGACGAAUGUGUGAAAAUACUUAAGAAAUGCAAAGAGGCAAUCACAAGCAAAGGAAGCAAGAAAGGGAAAGUGAUUAUAAUUGACAUCAUGAUAGAGAACAAGGAUGAAGACGACAAGUCGUAUGAAACUCAACUCUUCUUUGAUAUGAUGAUGAUGGUGUUGGCCACUGGCCAAGAGAGGAAUGAGAAGGAAUGGGCUAAGCUUUUCCAAGAUUCAGGUUUCAGUGAUUAUAAAAUAAUUCCUAUUUUGGGUUUACGAUCUCUCAUCGAAGUUUACCCGUAA
Molecule: messenger RNA, 1122 nt
Organism: Morus notabilis
Lineage: Eukaryota; Viridiplantae; Streptophyta; Magnoliopsida; Rosales; Moraceae
Product: probable O-methyltransferase 3
Exons: 2
Coding region: 1-1122 (373 amino acids)
Biological process (GO): methylation
Molecular function (GO): S-adenosylmethionine-dependent methyltransferase activity; protein dimerization activity; O-methyltransferase activity
Source: RefSeq, a predicted model, not a curated record